Callorhinus ursinus (northern fur seal) is the source of this 1499-nucleotide messenger RNA. RefSeq names its product fumarylacetoacetate hydrolase (gene FAH). Lineage: Eukaryota; Metazoa; Chordata; Mammalia; Carnivora; Otariidae. Gene Ontology annotation, molecular function: fumarylacetoacetase activity. The record is from RefSeq and is a predicted model, not a curated record. Gene Ontology annotation, biological process: homogentisate catabolic process; L-phenylalanine catabolic process; L-tyrosine catabolic process.
GUCGGGAGCAGAGCUAGCUGGAGCGCGAUCCUGUCUGACCCAGCGGAGUGCAGCCCGCGGCCCUGCUCCUUACUGGCCAGCAUGUCCUUCGUCGCGGUGGCCGAGGAUUCUGACUUCCCCAUCCACAACCUGCCGUACGGCGUCUUUUCCACCCCAGGCAACCCAAGGCGGAGGAUCGGCGUGGCCAUUGGCGACCAGAUCCUGGACCUCAGUGUCAUUAAGCACCUCUUCACUGGGCCUGUCCUCUCCAAACACCAGGAUGUCUUCGAUCAGCCCGCUCUGAACAGCUUCAUGGGCCUGGGCCAGGCUGCCUGGAAGGAGGCGAGAGCGUUCUUGCAGAACCUGCUGUCCACCAGCCACACCAGGCUCCGAGACGACACGGAGCUUCGGAGACGUGCGUUCACUGCCCAGGCUUCUGCUGUGAUGCACCUGCCGGCCACCAUAGGUGACUACACGGACUUCUACUCCUCCCGGCAGCAUGCCACCAACGUGGGGAUCAUGUUCCGCGGCAAGGAGAAUGCGUUGAUGCCGAAUUGGCUGCACGUUCCCGUGGGCUACCACGGCCGCGCCUCCUCUGUCGUCGUGUCUGGCACCCCGAUCCGCAGGCCCAUGGGGCAGAUGAGCCCCGAUGACUCUGAGCCUCCUGUCUAUGGCGCCUGCAAGCUGUUGGACAUGGAGCUGGAGAUGGCUUUCUUUGUAGGCCCUGGGAACAACUUUGGAGAGCCGAUCCCCAUUUCCAGGGCCCAUGAGCACAUUUUUGGAAUGGUUCUUAUGAACGACUGGAGCGCUCGGGACAUUCAGAAAUGGGAGUAUGUCCCUCUUGGGCCGUUCCUUGGCAAGAGUUUUGGAACCACCAUCUCUCCGUGGGUGGUGCCCAUGGAGGCCCUCAUGCCCUUUGCCGUGCCCAACCCAGAGCAGGACCCCAGGCCCCUGCCAUAUCUCCGCCACGACCGGCCCUACACGUUCGACAUCAGCCUCUCUGUCACCCUGAAAGGAGAAGGAAUGAGCCAGGCAGCCACCAUCUGCAAGUCCAAUUUUAAGUACAUGUACUGGACGAUGCUCCAGCAGCUGACCCACCACACCGUCAAUGGCUGCAACCUUCGCCCAGGGGACCUGUUGGCUUCGGGAACCAUCAGCGGGCCGGAGCCAGAGAGCUUUGGCAGCAUGCUGGAGCUGUCGUGGAGGGGGACAAAGGCCAUUGAGCUGGGGCACGGACACACCAGGAAGUUCCUGCUGGACGGUGAUGAAGUCAUCAUAACAGGCCACUGCCAGGGGGACGGGUACCGCAUCGGCUUUGGCCAGUGUGCUGGAAAAGUGCUGCCUGCCCUCUUGCCCGCGUGAUCUUCUCUGCGUGGCUGGACGUGAGGAGCUCCCCGCCCCCGCCUGGGGCGUCAGCGGCCGCCUGUGGGGCUGUGGGCCUGGCUCUUCAUCAGGGGUAAAUAAAGCCGGUGUGCUCGGCCUUCACGCUCCAUGCCCCGUGCCGUCUCCGUGUGUGAGGU